AUGAGUGAAUCAUUGUUUAAUAAUGCUGUUAGUUAUUUAAAUAGAACUAAAAUACCUGGCUUAAAAGAUGAACAACAAUUAUAUUUCUAUGGUCAUUUCAAGCAGGCCACUCAAGGAAAAUGUAAUACUAAACAACCAUCAUUCUUUGAUUUCGUUGGUAAAGCUAAAUGGAGUAGUUGGUCAAACCUAGGUGAUAUGAGUAAAGAAGAUGCAAUGAAUAAUUAUAUUAAGAAAUUAGAUGAAUUACAACCAAAUUGGAGAGAAUCUAUAAAUGAUACAGCAACAACAACUACAGCUUCAACAACAACAACAACAACUAAUACAUCGAAUACAACAAAGACAAAAUCAUCAGAUCAAUCAUUAAGUGAUGACGAUGAUGAAGAAGCUAACAAGAAUGAAAGUUUAUUUGAAAGCAGUGAGGAUGAAUCAUCGAGUAAAAGAGGUGGAGCAAUGGGUCCUAUCAUGAGUAGAUUCAAUAUUGCAUCGGAGGAAAACAUGGUUUCAAAGACACAUGAUAAAGAAGAUAUUGUAUAUUGGUCAUCUUGUGAUAAUUUAAACAAGGUAGAGGAAUUGUUGAAAGUGAGUAGUGGUAAAUGUAUAAACGAUAGAGAUUCAGAACAAAAGACAGCAUUGAUUUGGUGUUGUGAUCGUGGAAAUCUAGAGAUUACAGAGUUAUUAUUGAGUGGCGAAUAUCAUGUAGAUAUCGAUUGUCAAGACGAUCAGGGUAUGACUGCACUUCAUUAUGCUGCAAUGGGUGGAUUCGACGAUAUCGUUGCACUGCUAUUGAAACACCAUGCAUCGACAGACAUCAAAGAUAACAAUCAAGAGACCGCUCAACAACUUGUAGAUCCAAUGGAACAUCAUCUAAUUGAUUUAUUCAAUAAAUCAAAAAUACAAUAA
This is a messenger RNA of Heterostelium album PN500, 900 nucleotides long. RefSeq names its product ankyrin repeat-containing protein (gene acbd6). Bases 1 to 900 code for a protein of 299 amino acids. The transcript has 3 exons. Gene Ontology annotation, molecular function: protein binding; fatty-acyl-CoA binding. Lineage: Eukaryota; Evosea; Eumycetozoa; Acytosteliales; Acytosteliaceae. The record is from RefSeq and is a predicted model, not a curated record.